CCCGCACCCACCUCCCGGCCCCAGGCACACUGCAGCUCGGCGCGGUCUCUCCAGACGCGGCGAGGUAGCUGCAAACUCACGGGCACGCACGGCGCUCGCAGAGCCGAGGGACUCGGGGGAGGGGGACGCGCGCAAGGCGCUGGCAGCCACCCUCCGAGCUUGGAGACACCCGGGGCCCAGAACAGGGGAGAGCCCUGGCGGCUGCGGCUUCCCUUUUCUCUCCCAGCUGAGCCCUGGAGAGACUCGGGGACUGGCCCUAAAAAAGCGCAGGAAAUCUUGUUUACCGCCCGGGGAGAGGAGACCAGCGAGCCUUUGUUUGGAAAGUCAGCAUCGCCGGCUCCCGCGGCAAUGUGUUCCUGGUGACAUUAGCCCAGGGUAGACGGGUCGAAGGAAAACGGGGCUCGCAAGGUUCAGCUCUGCUUUCGGACGAGGAUCGAGAGGGUGACUUUUGUGCAUUUGUUUGAAUUUGUGGAAAUCUUUUUUCCCCUCCCUCUUGCCUCUCUUGCCCGCCGCCGGGCAUGUCCUGAUCUGGUGGCCGCGCCUACCAGCCCGGGGCUACCGAUUCGAGCUGUCUCCCGCGGGUCUCCCUCCCCAUAAUCCUUGACUUUGCAACACCGGGAGAGCUGAUCUCCGCUAGGAAAGAGGCGGGGGAGUCACAGACACCGGGACUCGAAGCUUGACAUGCUCCAGGGCGGACCGGAGGCAGCCAGGAGCUGAGCGCACCGCCGGGACUGCUUCGCUCGCCGGCUACCAGUGCCCUUGCCUUCCGCUGGGCGCCAACCUUGCUCAUCUGUUGGGACGCCCGCUUCUUCUCCGCGGUCCGCGGCCGGCAGGACCAUGCUGCUGAAGGAGUACCGAAUCUGCAUGCCGCUCACCGUGGACGAGUACAAAAUCGGGCAGCUGUAUAUGAUCAGCAAGCACAGCCACGAGCAGAGUGACCGGGGCGAAGGCGUGGAGGUCGUGCAGAAUGAACCCUUCGAGGACCCUCACCACGGCAACGGGCAGUUCACUGAGAAGCGGGUGUAUCUCAACAGCAAACUGCCUAGCUGGGCUAGAGCUGUUGUUCCCAAAAUAUUUUAUGUGACCGAGAAGGCUUGGAAUUAUUACCCCUAUACAAUCACAGAAUACACAUGCUCCUUCCUGCCGAAGUUCUCCAUCCACAUAGAAACCAAGUACGAAGACAACAAAGGCAGCAACGACAGCAUUUUUGACAGCGAAGCCAAAGACCUGGAAAGAGAAGUGUGCUUCAUCGAUAUCGCCUGUGACGAGAUUCCAGAGCGCUACUACAAAGAGUCUGAGGAUCCUAAACAUUUCAAGUCUGAGAAGACAGGCCGGGGGCAGCUGAGAGAAGGCUGGCGGGAUAGCCAUCAACCCAUCAUGUGCUCUUACAAGCUGGUGACCGUCAAGUUCGAGGUGUGGGGCCUUCAGACCCGAGUGGAGCAAUUUGUGCACAAGGUGGUCCGAGACAUCCUGCUGAUUGGACACAGACAGGCCUUUGCGUGGGUCGAUGAGUGGUACGAUAUGACAAUGGAUGAUGUUCGGGAAUACGAGAAAAACAUGCAUGAACAAACCAACAUAAAAGUUUGCAAUCAGCACUCCUCCACUGUGGAUGACAUAGAGGGCCAUGCGCAGACCAGUACAUGACAAUGGACGAAGUGCGAGAAUUCGAACGCGCCACUCAGGAAGCCACCAACAAGAAAAUCGGCGUUUUCCCACCCGCCAUUUCGAUCUCCAGCAUCGCCCUGCUGCCUUCCUCAGUGCGCAGCGCCCCAUCCAGCGCCCCGUCCACCCCUCUUUCCACAGAUGCGCCAGAAUUCCUGUCCAUUCCCAAAGACCGGCCCCGGAAAAAAUCUGCUCCAGAGACACUCACACUUCCGGAUCCCGAGAAAAAAACCACCCUGAAUUUACCUGGUGUCCACUCUUCUGAAAAGCCAUGUCGGCCCAAGUCAGAGUAACUUCAUGUGAACAUCCCAUUGGAUUUUAUAUUUUCAUUUGAGGCUUUUUUUUUUUUAAGAAUUCUCUGAUAGAGGAAGGGUCUGCCUCGUCACUCAGAUAUGUCCUUUGAUCUCAGAGUGUGCAUGUGGUUAAAUAUUUUAACAGAUAGCAAGAACCCCUACGUGUGCCACACAGCGUCAUAGUGAACAUGAGUUGUAAGACUAGGAAAAAUAAAACAGGAGGGGGCUGAGGACAGAACUUAGCCAGUAAGGGCUGCAGGAGCUUGCAUGAAGCCCUAUGUUCCAUCCCCGGCGUGGUUUGCUAGACGAGAGGAUCAGAAGAUCAGGGUUAACCUCAGUUAUAUAAAAAAAAUUGAGGCUAACCUGGGUUAUAUGAGACCCUGAAUCAAAAACAAUCAAAAACCCCACAGCAUCUAUAGAGUUCUGUGUGGGCCAGGAAGGAAGCUUUGUUUGGGGGCCCUGACGAGUCUGACGUGGGCCUCAAUGGUAAACAGGUGAAUGGAUGAAAAACCGUGAAGCCGGUUUUGUUGUUGUUAUUUUGUUUUGUUUUCGUUUUUGUAAGAUGUGGUAAAAUUAUGAAGUCAGUUUCCUCCCAUCAAACAUGAAAUUCUCAACAACAAAAAAGAAAACACUCUCAGGUGUCACACGCCUAAUCGUUAGAUUUUGGGCUGCUGACCACCAAUACUUGAAUGCCAGUCGUUAUCAAUAGUCCUGUUUUGAUUAGUCUGACUCAGGAUUUGGGGCCUAAUCAACUCCUCAAAUGUUUGAAAAUUUUAAUGACCAAUUUCUAGAGGCUCCAAGUGCAAUUAACAAUGACUUCUUUAUACCUUUUCAUAAAAUUUAAUAAAGAUCCCAUCUGUUCCCGUCUCUUAGUAAUUUCCCCUUUUGUACCCUGGUGGCCUCUCAAAUUUUUAGACUUGCCUGGAUGACUGUGACCAUAGCUGAUAUAAUGUGGAAUGAUCUGGAAACUGAGAGCCCCAGGUGAGACAGACAUCUCCUCUUCGGGUACCAGCGAAGCUUGACCUGUGAGUGGCCAUCAUCCAUUACAAUUCUCAGAAAUUUCAAUGAACUAAAUAGAAUUCAUUGACAAUCUCCCACUUGAGGAAGUUCAGAGUGGACUACGUUACCCGGGCUUAAUUACUGUCAGAAGGUCUGGUGUCCAAACCUUGCGAAAAAGAAUCCUCCCCACCCAGUUAGUGCUUAGUUCAGACAUACCUGGAAUGGGGUGCCGAUCACCAGGUUUAGAAAAUCCAAAUAUUGGGGGCCGGCGUGUAGCUCAAUGGUAGAGUUCUUGCCUAGCAUGCAGACAGCCCUGGGCUCUGUCCCCAAUCCUGCAAAAAGGAAACAGUGCAAUUGGCCAUGUCUCGGGGAGCCAGUAAACACAGUCACCUGGGAGACCUUGUCUCCAUGGUGGAAUCACCAACUCCUAUUCGUACAGAGGUGUGGUCAUAAAUGCCCCCUUUGUCCUGAUCUCAUUGCUGAGAGACCUAGAAAUGGACAUCAGAGUCCAGGCCAACAGCUGGCAAAGGUCAUUCGUCAAAGUGGCAGGAAGAAAUCUGUCACUGUUCCCCCUCACUGCCUUUAAGCCCACGGGGAAGGCAAGCAGAAUGUCAGUGAUGAGCAAGAGGUCGCUGGGGAGCUCCAGAGCCCAUGUCCUAGCCGUCCUUUCCGACUGGGACCCCCAACACAGAUCCCAAAAUAAACAAAACAGACCAAGGAGUGCAUUCUCCUUCCGUGCCCCCUUCCAGCCAAUAGACCCUGCCACACCCCGUCUUGAGUGCACUGCACUCCACAGAGUCCUUCGGGACCACACCCCCUCCCAAGGCACAGGUGCUGGCCCCUUGAGCCCAGCACCGGAGUGCUUAGUGUGCCUAGAUCAUUUCUUUAUCUGUAGAUGGACGUUGCGCCCAGUACUCAAAGGAAAACUGCAAAUAGCUCUGCACACCAGUUUAUCUUUCCCAUAAGGUGGCCGUGCCGUAGUAGGGUGCCCUUCCUUGCAUGGUAGAGAAGCAUGAAUCUCGCUUGUGGAAAGUCGCCAUCUUUUCUCGAACCCUUUGGACUUCUCAGUGAGAAUUUUGCUCCUUCUCAAUCAGUCUUUGCUCCUUCUCCGUGCAGCUGUACUCAGUGAGAAUGUCUGGCUUUAAAAAGCAAAAUUCCCCUUUCAGAAGACACAGAGUAUAUGUAUCUGCUCCCCGUUUGCAAGCUGAAAUCGGGCUGGGGUAGGUACAUUGGUUUUCGUAUAGUACAAAUUGGUUUCGUGCCGUGGUUAGCCCAUUGGGCACCGAAGUUCUGUGUUAAUGCCAUGCCACGUUCCCUUUUCAAUGCCAGCGUUUGUUGUCAAGGUCAACAAUCUGGUUCACUUUGAAAAGCUACUUUCUGAUUCCCUUUUUGUGAGUUUUCUUUAUUUUGUAGUCAGCCCAACACCUUUGACACCAAUUGCAGCACUAACCUAUGAUAGUGUAAUUCUUAACCAGCACGCGUGUGUUCAGUUUUUCUGCCUACGUGUGGUUUGCCUGUGCCACAAAUAAGGAAGGGGUGGGAGUCUGAAUGUUUCAUUAGCUGCUUUGAAUAGUUAAUCCUGUCAUCACAAAGCAUAAAUGACUUCAAUAUUUUCUAAAUCUUGAUUUUUCCAAGUACCUUUUCACUUUGUCCUGACAUGAAUCUGCUACUGUGGGAUAUAAGCCCGCAAUGAAUGUGUACAUAGAACAUGAAUGUGUACAUAGAACAUGAAUAACUCUUGUGAGGACGGAAACGGAAUGGCUGCAUGAUGGAAAUUUGGAAAGACAAAAAAAAAAAUAGCAGAAACUUGAAUUUAUUAAGCAUGUCUGAGGGGGGAAAUAGAGUCCUUAACUCAGUGCCUCUGUCUGCCAUAUGAAAACCUCCAACUUUGUUCACCAAAACUGUAUUAUACCUGUACAUAUAUAUAUAUACAUAUACAAAAUGCAGUAUAGUGAGUCGCGCACCACAAUUCUAAGUCUCCAGUAGCCAAAUUGAAGGAAGUAACCCAUAGGAUAAUACCUAUGUUUACCCCCUCUUCAUCUCUGAUGUUGGUGGAUGCUACUAAAAUGGCCAUACAUGUCUUUACUCCAGGCGGCUUUCGGAUAAGCAGUACCCCUGUGCUCUAGGUGUGGUACAGCAUUGUCGCUUUGUCUGGGCUUUUCCUGGAUCGAGGAGGCUUUGCGGUGUUGUAUUGCAUAAGGUCUGUCUGAAGCUGCCUCUGAAGAGCAUUUCCUCUCGAGCUGCGGUCAGAGAAGGCAAAAGGAAGAACUGAGAGAGAGGAGAAGCUGUGACUUUGUCAGUUGCCACUUUGUUGCUGGGUCUGUUUGUAAAGUCUUCGCAUCUAUGUGGGGAAUUGUUUUAACUUAUUUACAGGUAUGCGUCAGCCGUGUUCUGGGGUGUGGAAAUAAGUGAGCUCAACUGCGGGUGAAUGAGCGCAAGCACAUAAUGGACACACACACACACACAAGCAAUGGCUGUCAAAAUGGCUCAGAGGGCCGAAGCACUUGCCACCAAGCCUGACACCCUGAGUUCAAGCCCCAGGUCACACAUGAAAGAAAACUAGUUCUCAUAAGUUGUCCUCUAACCACCACAUAUACAGUGGCACGUACACACACACACACACACACACACACACCCAUAGAUAUAAUUUUAAGAAUAAAAUACAAAACUCUCCAUGAUACCCCUAAAAGUAAUCUUGUCGCUUAUUUUCACAGCCUAUAACGAACUGCAAACUAAGAGACAUCUUGAUAAAAGCCCAUUUGAAUGAAAUUUCCAGGCUAACGUGUUUAUGAGUGCUUUCAAAUACCGCCUCCUUCGGUAUCUCUGCGCUGCUCAGAGGUGACAGACCCCAGGCCGCCAGCUGGCUUAGGUCGAUGGAAAUUUCCUUUGUGAAAAAGGCUGGCAUAGGGUUGACUAAACUUUCCAUGUAUGAGCAGAUAAUCCCAGGGAGAGUAGCUAGCCAAAUGGUUUCCGUCCGUUCCCCAUGCUUUGCCGGUCACCUGACUAGCUGGCUAGAUGACAGUAGGCCAUCUGAGCCAUGGCUGCAAAGAUGACAGAAUCCUGGCCUGGGCUAUAAAUUGGCAUAAAUAAACCACGUUAAGUUCUUCAUUCUUUGUGAGACACCAUCAUGUGGUGUUGACACACAGAGGCAAGACAGCUAUGGUUCUUCUGUGCGCCACCUACAAAGCGGUCCGUGUCUGCUGUCUAACUGCUCAAGCUUCGCGGGAUGUCAUGCCGUGAAAGGAUGAAUUCGUAGAGGACGUUAGAGACAGCACCCCUUAACUGCAACUCCACGCAGUUAUGCCCACCAUAAGCCUCCCCGCCUUCUUGUUUUUCAAGCUGAAGUGGUGUCUGUAGAAUUUCAAGUCUCCCUUUAGGUUUCUCUGUGUCCCCCAAGGAAAGACGAGAUUCUUUUGAGUUGGCGUGUUAUCCAUGUUACACAUAUCCAUGUAUGUGUCCUUCCCAGUGUAAUUUCAGUGUUUACAUUUUUGAGCUGAGAUCUUGAUUGGCUGACUUAACUCAAAAUACCACUGCCACCGCUGAAGGACCAAGUGUUGGAACACAGAGAGUUGUGAGCAAAGCGAGCGGAAGGGACGCACAUCCGUCUGUGUCAUUCUAUGGCUGUACUGUCGUCUACGCCCGCCCCCGUUAUUUAUUAUUGUCGAUAGCUUACUUUUUCUUACAUUCUGUUGUAAAUAAAGUACAAAACAAUCUUC
Myodes glareolus (Bank vole) is the source of this 6670-nucleotide messenger RNA. Lineage: Eukaryota; Metazoa; Chordata; Mammalia; Rodentia; Cricetidae. The record is from RefSeq and is a predicted model, not a curated record.